CACAUGAAGCACACAGAGACAUCCUGUAACUUCUGGGACAUAAGGAUCACGUUCAGCGUGUCCCAGCCCGCGUUUACCUCCAGAUCCUGGAAAGCGUGGUGUCCCCUAGCGAGCUUUGCAGCUGAGCUAGAAGGAAGCUUGGCGUUCUCUGUUGAAUAAUCACCUAGGGUUUUUAAAAGAAACUGUACGUUUUUGAAUGGUGCUGAAAAAUUCCUUCAUGCUUGUCUUGACAAACAGCUCCAGAUAGAAAAGGAAACACCGAACAGCCAGAAAUUCCAUGGAGUUGGACUAAAAUAAAGUUUUGGGAUGCCUCUAUUUGGAAUACAAUUUGGAAAGAAGAAGUUGAAAGAGCAAGAGAGACAACUUCAAGCAAACAAUCGGGACUUCAAUCUACAGUUUGAAUAUGCUUGCAAUUCAAUUAAAACAUCGAAAUACAACUUCUUCACUUUCCUGCCUCUCAACCUGUUUGAACAGUUUCAGCGAAUAGCCAAUGCUUACUUUCUUUUCUUGCUGAUUUUGCAGCUGAUUCCUCAGAUUUCCUCAUUGUCCUGGUUUACAACGGUGGUGCCCCUACUGCUGGUGCUGGCUAUAUCAGGCGCCAAGGAUGCCAUUGAUGAUUUCAAUCGACACAGAAGUGACAAACACGUCAACAACCGCCCAGUUCAGGUGCUGAUCAAUGGCAUGUUGAAGGAUGAAAAAUGGAUGAACGUCCAAGUAGGGGAUAUAAUAAAACUAGAAAACAACAACUUUGUGACGGCUGAUCUACUGUUAUUGUCAAGCAGUGAGCCGCAUAGCCUGACAUAUAUCGAGACUGCUGAACUGGAUGGUGAAACAAACCUCAAGGUGAAGCAGGCACUGACAGUCACUGCAGAACUUGGAGAAGAUCUUCAGAAACUGACAGAAUUUGAUGGUGAAGUCAAAUGUGAGGCACCAAAUAACAAACUAGAUAAGUUCACAGGAACUCUUACUCUUCGAGGAGAAAAGUAUGCCCUGGACAAUGAAAAGAUGCUGCUGAGGGGCUGUACUAUUAGGAACACAGAGUGGUGCUUUGGUCUCGUUAUUUAUGCUGGGCCAGAUACCAAACUGAUGCAGAACAGUGGAAAAACAACUUUUAAACGGACAAGCAUCGAUCGGCUCAUGAAUGUCCUUGUGUUAGUGAUCUUUGCGUUUUUAGCACUGAUGUGUCUUAUCCUAGCCAUUGGAAAUGGCAUCUGGGAGUACGAUAAGGGCUACUACUUCCAGGUCUAUCUGCCCUGGGCAGAGGAUGUCAGUUCUGCCUCCUACUCUGGCUUCCUCAUGUUCUGGUCGUACGUGAUCAUUCUAAACACGGUGGUCCCAAUUUCGCUCUAUGUCAGUGUAGAGAUUAUACGUUUGGGCAACAGCUUCUACAUUGACUGGGACCGUAAAAUGUAUUACCCAGUGAAUGACACACCGGCUCAGGCCCGUACCACCACACUUAAUGAAGAGCUGGGGCAAAUCAAGUACAUCUUCUCAGACAAAACAGGAACUCUCACUCAGAACAUCAUGUGUUUCAACAAGUGCUCCAUCAACGGCAAAUCCUAUGGUGAUGUGUAUGACCUGGCUGGCCAAAGGAUAGAAAUAAAUGAGAACACAGAGAAGGUUGAUUUCUCAUACAACCAGUUAGCCGACCCAAAGUUUGCCUUCUAUGACCACAGCCUGGUUGAAGCUGUGAAGCUGAGUGAUGUCCCAACGCAUAGGUUCUUCCGGCUGCUCUCACUCUGUCACACAGUAAUGCCAGAAGAGAAGAAGGAAGGUAACUUGGUGUAUCAGGCCCAAUCUCCUGAUGAGGGAGCCCUCGUCACUGCUGCCAGAAACUUUGGAUUUGUUUUUCGGGCUCGCACACCGGAGACCAUCACUGUUGUGGAAAUGGGAGAAACAAAAAUCUACAAGCUGCUGGCUAUUCUUGAUUUCAACAAUGUGCGCAAGCGAAUGUCUGUUAUUGUGCGGAGUCCAGAAGGUGACUUGACUUUGUACUGCAAGGGGGCUGACACCAUUCUUUAUGACCUGCUUCAUUCAUCCUGUGAGUCUCUCAAAGAAGAGACAACAGAACACCUGAAUGAGUUUGCUGGUGAAGGUUUGAGGACGCUCGUUGUGGCCUAUAAAAACUUGGACGAAGAAUACUUUGAGGACUGGAUCAGGCGUCAACAUGUAGCAAGCACUGCCUUGGAAGGAAGGGAAGAUAAAUUGUCGGAGUUGUAUGAAGAGAUUGAAAAAGAUUUAAUGCUGCUAGGUGCCACAGCGAUUGAGGACAAGUUACAAGAUGGAGUCCCACAGACGAUUGAGACUCUUGCUAAAGCCAGCAUUAAGAUAUGGGUUCUGACCGGAGACAAACAAGAAACUGCAGUGAAUAUUGGUUACUCCUGCAACUUGCUGAAUGAUGACAUGGCGGAUGUUUUUAUUAUUGAAGGCAGCACAUCUGACGACGUACUUAAUGAACUCAGGAAUGCAAGGGAAAAGAUGAAGCCAGACUCCUUUCUGGAUAGUGACGAAGUUAACAUUCAGUUUGCAAAAUCUUCCAAAAAAGCAAAAGUUCUACCUGACGAACAAGCAAAUGGGGUGUACGGUCUUGUUAUCAAUGGCCAUAGCCUGGCCUAUGCACUGGAAGAGAAUCUGGAGCUGGAGCUGGUGAGAACAGCCUGCAUGUGCAAAGUGGUGAUCUGCUGCCGGGUGACUCCACUGCAGAAGGCCCAGGUGGUAGAGCUGGUGAAGAAGUACAAGAAGGCAGUGACUCUGGCAAUUGGAGAUGGGGCUAAUGAUGUCAGCAUGAUCAAAACUGCGCACAUUGGGGUUGGUAUCAGUGGCCAGGAGGGGAUGCAGGCGGUCUUGUCCAGUGACUUCUCCUUUGCACAGUUCCGUUAUCUCCAGCGCCUGCUCUUAGUCCAUGGCCGGUGGUCCUAUAUCCGCAUGUGCAAGUUCCUCAAAUACUUCUUCUAUAAGAAUUUUGCCUUCACAUUAGUGCAUUUUUGGUAUGGAUUCUUCUCUGGCUUCUCAGCACAGACUGUAUAUGAUGAGUGGUUCAUUACGCUUUACAAUUUGGUAUAUACCUCCCUCCCGGUGCUAGGAAUGAGCCUCUUUGAUCAGGAUGUGGAUGAUCGCUGGAGUAUGCUGUUUCCUCAGCUCUAUGUGCCUGGCCAGCAAAACCUCUAUUUUAAUAAAAUAGUGUUUGUCAACUGCAUGUUGCAUGGGAUCUACAGUUCCCUCAUUCUCUUCUUCAUCCCCUAUGGGGCCAUGUACAACACAAUGAGAAGCGAUGGGAAAGCCAUUGCUGACUACCAGUCCUUCGCGCUGAUGGCCCAGACCUGCCUACUGAUAGUGGUGUCUGUACAGAUUGGCUUGGACACGGCUUACUGGACAGUUGUGAACCAGUUCUUCAUCUGGGGCAGCCUUUCUGUUUACUUUGCUAUCACCUUCACCAUGUAUAGUGAUGGCAUGUACCUGAUCUUCACAGCCGCAUUCCCAUUCAUUGGUACGGCUCCAAACACCCUCAGUCAACCAAAUGUGUGGCUAGCAAUCUUCCUCAGCAUUGCCCUCUGUGUGCUGCCUGUAGUUGGCUAUCGAUUCCUGAAGACUCAGUUAAAGCCAACUGCCAGUGAUAAAGUCCUACGCAAGAUCAAAGAAGCCAAAAAGAGGCCACCUCCACCCUCACCCAAGAGGCGUCUGCGUCGGACCAGUACCCGCCGCUCCGGCUAUGCCUUCUCCCAUCAACACGGUUUCGGAGCGCUCAUUAUGUCUGGGAGAAACAUGCGGCCAAAAUCACCUUUUGCUACAACAGGAACGUUCUCACCCAAUAGUGAAAAAAACAAACACAAGGGACUUUAAAAAAAAAGAGAAAACUUAAAGGGCUGUCAGGAAAGGAAGCUGUGCUCCUUGCAAAGCACUGAGCCAGUGGCUGCUCAGAGGUCUGUCCUGUGAGCUACCAAAACAAGGACUUGGACCUUUCUUUUUACCCACAGGCAGUCUCCGACUGCAGCUUCUGUUCCAAAGAGAUAUGCUGCUCCUAGGGAAGUAAGGGAAGAGUAGGGAGAGCAGAUGAAUUAAAGCUGUUGUUUUGUAUUCCAGAGGGCCUCCCUGGAACAAGAGAGAGAACAUGCUGUGGGAGGCUCCUUCACUUACUGAGAUUGUUUAUGAUGCCAUUUUUUUCUCCCUUUAACUACAUACCUCAGAACAAAGUGAAGUCCAAGCUGAGGAAGAGACAGAAUUGGUGAUGCCUUUUUCAUUCACAUGCCUGCCUUUGUUUCUGUCAUGAAUCUGUUCUGGGCCAUGUUCCUGGGCUGACAGUAUUGACCCCAGGUGUGCCUUAGCUCCAGCUAUACAACCCCCAAGUCCCCAAUCUUUGUAAUAUGUGUAAUUUUGUAGCUUUUUGACUAUAAUGUACACCACCACUUCAGAAAGCAUGAGUUGCAAAUAACCUCCUUCCAGACUAAUGGUUUCUCAGAAGAUGGCCAGUGCCACAAGCAAAACUCUCUUCCUGCAUUUGCAGCGUGGAGGUGCUGCAAGCUCAGAAAAAUGUCUAGUUGGUCAAGAGACAAGGACUUGACAUUCAUCAGACAGCCCUGUAUCUGCAACCCAAAUCUGCUCUGUGGUAAAUGAUCGUUGUUCUCAGAGCCGUCUCAGGUGUUGUAGCUGGGCAUCAGCCAUUUCUUUUAGACUUAAAAUAGAAGGGCAAAAGAAUUUCAGGCUCCCGUAUAGAUCAGGCCAUAAAAUCUAGCACUGAGGAGGCCAAUACCUCAGCUAGGACUCAGCUGGGAGUCUCCAACACCGGGUGGCUUUUCUCACCCUAACAGACUGAGAAAAAUUCUGUCUUCCGAGACACAUGCACAUCUGACUUGAUGGAAAUUAUACAAGAAAUAGCAGAGGGACAGAUGCUAUUUCACUGCUAGUGCAGGGUGUCCUGCCCUUUACUGUGCUGGUGCUGUUUGUCAGUGCAACAGAUGAAGCGUGAUCUGGUUGCUCUUUCACCCUCCCCUGAUGGUCAAGUUUCAGAGGAACUUAGUGAGGGCUCAGGGGCCUCUGCAGAGUUUCGCUGUGGUGGCUGGUAUUUUAUUCAGAAAGGUUCAUAUGUCAGUCAUCACUUCCAGAGAGCAGAAGGCUCCACCAAAUCCUAUCAGUCUGAGUGCCAGCAGAGGGACCGAAAAUGCACAAACACAGCCAAAGACAUGAUGAUAUUGAGAAACUGGGACUUGCUCGCUGGUUUGUUACACAGUGCUAUAAAACUAGCAUCAGUAGAUUAUUAGGUGGAAAGCCAGAAUGAGAAUCUGUCCUGCCAGUGCGGCUGAGCUGUCGAAAUGGAGCCUUUUUUGUGAAGCCUUUGCUGUUAUAUUUUCUCGGCUUCUUUACGGAAGUUUAGACUUUCCUUCUUUUGAAUCAGGAUUUUUGCACACUAAUCAUCUGAUAUUUAUUGAGUUCUCUGCCUUGAGCCUCUGAGCUAUCGGUAGAGGCAAUGUGUCUUGGCAACAGGCCAGCCGUGUCCCUACUUCAUCUGGUCUGCGUAUAACACCUUACUGCCUGAGGUCCUAGUUUCAGCAGUUACUUUAUUUAUAUAUAUAUAUAUAUAUUUUAAGCUGUAAUAAAAGGUUUCAUCUGCCUGGAUUUAACUCAGCACAAAAAAAGCGGUCUGUUGCACCUGCUGCUUUGAGAGGCUUGUUGCAAACUCUAGUAUUAAAUUUCAGUAUAGCCAGUGCAAAUUAGACCUGGGCCUGGAUCCAGAUUUCAGCAGCCUGGAGCUGCUUGUUAGAGAAGGAGCAAUUUCUAAUCCAGUGAUCUUCCCUGCAAGGAGAUGUCUAAAUAAAGGGAGCACCUGUACCCUGACUGAGAAAACUCUGCUGUGAUAGUUACUACUCUUCACCUCCCUCUGAUUUGCCAGUCACUUUGCAGAGACAAUCAUGGCUUUCUGGUUAGGAUAAUGCCUUUCACAAUCAGCCUCCCUGGGGCUAGAGGAAAAAACAGGAUUUAUGCAGGUGAGCAGCUAUCCCCACAAUAGCCAGGUUGGCCUGUGGACUGACAGGCCUGUCAAAGCUGUUGCAAGUAUGUAAAGCAGUGGACUAUAAUGCUGAGCAGUAGAGGCCGACCUUUUCCUAACAGAGCAAGGAAACUCUGAGACUGUGUCACUCUUCUCACAUGGUUUACAUGCAAGGCACUCCGCUUGCCUUGUGGCUGAAGGGGACUUGCAAAUGCUGCAUAGGACGUGUUGGUGAACUUGCUCCAGCUACGACUAUUUCAAUAGCUUGACAAGAUCAACCUUUGAAACAUAUCAACUGGCAGUGAUGUUCAAACUACAUCACUCCUGAUUUUUUUGUAAAAUUAUUUUUUAAAAUAAAAAGAGAUCAUUAGGAUGACUGA
Molecule: messenger RNA, 6360 nt
Organism: Struthio camelus australis
Lineage: Eukaryota; Metazoa; Chordata; Aves; Struthioniformes; Struthionidae
Source: RefSeq, a predicted model, not a curated record